GUAUUUAUAAGUGUUUCUAUUAUAUUUACAUUUAGGUUUAUUUAUACAAUGGCAACUGGAACAGGGAAAUGUACAUUUGGUACUCGACCGCCGAUUGAUAUCCACAUGCUCAAUGAAAUUAUAUACAGGGAGGUCAAACAUUUCCGUAAUUACAAGACAUAUCGACCUAAUUUCAAAGGUGUACCUUUAGCUUCUAAGUUCUACGCAGCCCAUGACCAGUUGGAAUCAAGUGGUGAAGAGAGUUUGAAAGUAGAUGAAUAUUGUCGAAAUGUGGGACUGGCUAGAGAACUAGGGCCGCUCAGCAAAUACCCUUUACCAAUUACGACAAGUCACGAGUACGGUUGGUAUACCAAGCCCCUCUAUCCAAUGGAUCGCAAUGAUCGUCGUUUCUAUCUACCGAAGAGAGAAAGCCCACACACUAAAAUAGAAGUGGUCAUACUAAUGUCAAAUCCAAGACAAAGGAAAGCUUGAAGUAACUCAGCGGUGGAAAAACUGAAAUACCUUUUCACAGUGUCAUUUAUUAAUUUUAGUAUAUCUACUUUAGAAAUCAUUUUAG
Molecule: messenger RNA, 556 nt
Organism: Papilio xuthus (Asian swallowtail)
Lineage: Eukaryota; Metazoa; Arthropoda; Insecta; Lepidoptera; Papilionidae
Exons: 4
Coding region: 49-471 (140 amino acids)
Source: RefSeq, a predicted model, not a curated record